Molecule: messenger RNA, 973 nt
Organism: Phanerochaete carnosa HHB-10118-sp
Lineage: Eukaryota; Fungi; Basidiomycota; Agaricomycetes; Polyporales; Phanerochaetaceae
Product: glycoside hydrolase family 79 protein
Exons: 2
Coding region: 371-721 (116 amino acids)
Source: RefSeq, a predicted model, not a curated record
UUCAUUAUUGCCAUAACGCGGUCGAGCGGUCAAGCAGUCACGGCAGAAGCAGGAGGCUGUGCAGCACUGGGGCAGGAGUGGAGGAAGAGUGGCAGAUAGCAGGUAGGCAGCCAUGCAGAAUGGGUAGGUAGUCGUCCAGUGGAGGCGGCGGUGGAGGUGCCAGGCUGGCGGGCAGGUUGGCAGGCGCAAUGACCGGCAUCCUGUGCGGCUGCUCGAGAGACACGUGGGUGCGCCCACCAUUGAACAGCAAGCAUGAAUACCAGCGAGAGAGGCUCAGUGGCGUAUCAUUGAGCAGUGAAGACAGGCCCGUGAGUGGCGGAGAGCAAGUGGCCAUCGUCUCGACACCGUCCAACCAGCGCAGCCCCUACUGAUGGACGAGUUUGAUUCCACCUCUUGUGGUGGAAUCCCCAGGUCCAACAAGCUCGCUGUCAGCCUCUGGAUGGUGGAUUAUGCGCUGCAGAUGGCAAGCGUCGGCUACUCAGGCGUGUACCUGUGCACGCACAAGCUGGGCAUAUUGUACAACCUGCUCGAGCUGCUGGCGGGUGUCGUAGGUGGUGCGAGUGUGGCUAGCGCAAACACAAAUACGAAUUUCUAUGCGGUGCUCGCUGUAGCGGGGGCACUCGUGAGCACAAAUGGGAGCCGCGUCCUUGACCUCGGCAUAGACAGCUCGCAAAGCAACUACAGCGCCGCGCAUGUGGCUGCACCGUCUAUGACCAGAUGAUGGCGCAUGUGCGUGCACUCGUGCUCUUCAACCACAUGAACAUGUCCGCUGCCGGCACCGACUUUGUGUUGCCCGCGGCGCUCUUCCCCGGAGUACCGCAGCCUGGCGCCGUCCUUGUGUGCUACCUCAGUGUGCCACAUCCAGCUGUGUGCUCAAGGUGAUACAUACUAAUGUAAUGUUUGCCCAUGCUCAUUCAAGUGGUAGUACAAGAAAUUCUGUGUAAAUACAGCCCUGUAAAAUAGUUAAUAUGCU